AUGGCGUCGGCUUUGCUCAUCCUUGCUUCGCUUGUCAUCUUUCCAUUUCUGACGUACUACGCGACUUCAUCGUUGUUCUUUCGAAGAUCCAAUAGCACUGCUGCUGGCAAGAAGCCUCCAACGAUUCCAUACUUUGUACCGGGUUUAUUCCAUGCUGUCGGUUUCGCACAGUUAGGCGCUCGAAAGUACUUCGCGGAGCUCAUUAAAGAAUAUGGCGCUUUCGCUCCAUUUCAGGUCAGGGCAGGGCCGUAUUCAUACGUCGUGUUAAGAGAUCCGACACAUAUCAGAAGGGUACUGGACGCUCCGGAGCAUUUGACUGCAACCCCAGUUAGAGUCGAGACACUUGAUAAACUGUUUGGCUCGCCAAGAGCCGCAGAGCAUUCACAAUACAGCGAAGCGCAUACUCGGGAAGAUUCUGAGGCAGAGCCACCGAUGACCUCCAAUAUUCCCGACACCGCUCUUGCUUCAACGAUCGAAGUCUACAUCUCGAUUUUGUCGGCAAACAUGCACGAUAAGAUGUUCCAAUUUGAUAGUUGGACAAGGAUCGAAGACCUGUGGUCAUUUAUCCAGCUAGUACUUCUUCGGUGCACUCUGAACACGCUUUUUGGUUCUGCCUUACUGAAACAGUACCCACGGAUGGUGCGUGACUACUCGGACUUCAACAAUGCAGUCGAAGGUUUUGUGUAUGGUAUGCCACGCAUUAUGCUCUCUGCCGGUACGAAACCUCGCGAUCGUUUACAUCAGGGUAUCGAGCGCUGGUUGAAAUCCAACCGUACUGAGUCUGGCAGUGCGGACUCAUCGGAAAAUGAGCCAGCGUGGGAUGAGAAGCAGGGCCUGCGAUCCAUUCGCGAGCACUAUAACGCCUACUCCAUCGACAAAGAUGUGCAAACAGACAAGAAAACAAAGACAGCAGAGAUAUUGAGGAUCAUACAUACAUUGUUCUAGCACGAAUACCGAGCUUGUAUCAUCCACUUUCUGGUUGACUGUCGAAACCCUACGCAAGUCCCACCUUGUCCGUAAUAUGACGGCUAUUAUAGACCAACACCUCUCGCCCAUAACCCACAAAUACGACAUUCAUGGGCUUGCUGAAGUGCCACUGGUGCAGUCUGUCCAAGCUGAAAUCAGGAGACUACGGACAGCAACUUGUGUAGCGCGCACCAACAAAACCAACGGCUUCCCUCUAGACAAACACUGGUCGCUGCCGAAGGAUGCUACAGUACUUAUGUUCUCCCACGAUCUUUCUCUCAAUACCGAUAUAUGGAAGAAGUCACAGCCUCAAGCCCUCGAGAGGUCGCUCGAGGAGUUCUGGGCCGAGCGUUUCACGACUCCAGGACGUAAGACCAAGCCUAAAAGGGAUGUUACUGGAGAGAUGGGCGGAUCUGCUACGGAGGAUCUUAGAGACCUAUUCACGAGUCUCGCAACAUGCGAUCAAUACCCGGGAUCUCGCUUUAUAUCAGCCCUGCAGAUGGCUACGCUAGCUGUAUUGUUUGCCGAAUUCGAGAUCCAACUAUCCGACCCUGACGAGGUCGAGGCGGUCUUACCUCCGGUCCGCGAGUUUGCUUACGGCACUGUCAAGCCGCUAGAGAAGGUCGCAGUGCGCAUACGAAAGCGGAAGAUGUAA
Ascochyta rabiei is the source of this 1621-nucleotide messenger RNA. RefSeq lists its product as uncharacterized. The record is from RefSeq and is a predicted model, not a curated record. Lineage: Eukaryota; Fungi; Ascomycota; Dothideomycetes; Pleosporales; Didymellaceae. The transcript has 3 exons. Gene Ontology annotation, molecular function: iron ion binding; steroid hydroxylase activity; heme binding. The coding region runs from base 1 to 945 and encodes 314 amino acids.